CAAAAGACUAAUUUUAAGUUGUAGAUUGUAAUGUAUAACAAUAUAUCCAAUGGAGUUUAUACCACGUGGUCACCUCUUUAGUGGUUCACAUAUCAAGAUAUCUUAUGGAUAAGUACUUUCCUUUUCGGUCUACAAACUUGAUUGGAGCAUGUUUAAUUCUAAUUUUGAUUACGGUGUAUAUAUUUGAUUCUGUGUUCAUGGAUACUGAUAUGUUUUACGAAUGGAGCUCAUCUUAUACAAAUGAUGGAAUGAAUAGGUGGUUCAUCAAUGAAAACAUAUUAACAAAGAAGAGGCUUGUUGGUUCUAUUAAUUGUCGUGCUCUGCUAACAGGACAAAAACGUGAAAUUACCAGGGCAAACAACCUGCAAAACGAAUAUCUAUCCGCUUUAUCGCCUUUUUAUAAUAUCAGUCGAACGCGUGAUUGUAAGAAGUUUCUCCGAGACAGAGGCUACAUUACAUCAACACUUUCCAGCGAGGAAGAAGACUUUUCAAUAGCUUACAGUGUGCUCAUAUUCAAAGCAAUCAAUCAAUUUGAGAGAUUACUUAGAAGUAUUUAUCGACCUCAGAACUUCUGUUGUGUUCAUGCUGAUACAAAAAUGUCCGAUGUACGCCGAAAGGCGCUUGAAACAAUAGUCAAUUGUUUUGACAAAGUGUUCAUGUCAUCUAAAUCGUAUGACGUUCGAUGGGGUAAAAUAACAGUAUUGCAAGCGGACCUAAUUUGCAUGAAGGAUUUACUGAGACAUAAGAAAUGGAAGUAUUUUAUAAAUUUAACAGGGCAAGAUUUUCCAUUAAAAACUAAUCUGGAAAUUGUAAAAAUUCUGAAGGCUUAUUACGGUGCAAAUGAUGUCUCCAUUUCAAAUAAUCAAGCGAAAUUUGCACAUCGAUGGACAAAUAUAAAAUCCUCCCCACCUGUUGUAUUUCCAUACAAAGGUAGUUUACAUAUUACUGUUAAUCGACCAUUUGUGGAGUAUGCCAUUACAAACAAAACAGCCACUCAACUUUUGAAAUGGUUGGUUGGAUCAAUUAUCCCAGACAAAAGUUUUUUCUCCACCCUCAACUUCAAUUCGAAUCUUGGAAUUCCAGGGUCGUUUCAAGGUAAUUUGACCAAUGCUAUGACACUGUAUAAAAGCAUGACAAGAUAUAAAAUUUGGAAGUUGGAUAAAAGUUGUAAUGGUCAAUAUGGACGUGCCAUAUGUAUUCCAGCGGUUGAGGAUCUGUCCAAAAUUCACGGUCGUCCGGAGUUAUUUAUCAACAAGGUCUACUGGGAUUAUGAACAUUAUGUUCUAUAUUGUCUUGAAGAAUAUAUUCGGAAUAGAACUAUCGAUAACAUCCUCGGGAUGAUUAAUCUGAAUAUAUCUGAUUACUCUAGUUUUUAUUUUGUAAAGCAUGCUUUGAGAGUCCACAAUAUAUGAAAUACUAUCCUUCGUGUUUAAUUUCAAAGAUUUGUCAAUAACUUUUAUUGAAACAAGUCAUAUUUUAAUUGCCUUUUUCGAACUGCAAAAAUCUAGACAGAUACCUAGAUAUUUUCAUACAUUAAGGGUUGAUAUUUAUAAUGGUAUAAUGAGGCCUCAUGUAUUAUCUUUUUGAAAUAAAAGAAAAAAAACAUUAUAAAUAUUUAAAGAAAAAAACCUGAUCUGUACUUUUCAGCUAUCCUCAUACGACAUAACUGGAAUAUAUAACGAUAAUAGACUAUUUUCAUAUUAAUUCAGACUUUGACUCAUGACUAUAUAAUUUUUGAUUUUUUUGACAGGUUAUCUACUCUGAAGUAGGACAUUCUGGCACUCGGUCAAGUAAGAUCAACUAAAAGAAGAAAAAC
Mytilus californianus (California mussel) is the source of this 1816-nucleotide messenger RNA. RefSeq names its product beta-1,3-galactosyl-O-glycosyl-glycoprotein beta-1,6-N-acetylglucosaminyltransferase-like. Bases 105 to 1412 code for a protein of 435 amino acids. Gene Ontology annotation, cellular component: membrane. The transcript is spliced from 4 exons. Gene Ontology annotation, molecular function: glycosyltransferase activity. NCBI's taxonomy places the organism in Eukaryota, Metazoa, Mollusca, Bivalvia, Mytilida, Mytilidae. The record is from RefSeq and is a predicted model, not a curated record.